Molecule: messenger RNA, 2154 nt
Organism: Oldenlandia corymbosa var. corymbosa
Lineage: Eukaryota; Viridiplantae; Streptophyta; Magnoliopsida; Gentianales; Rubiaceae
Source: the annotation of a GenBank genome assembly
AUGAGACCUGAUCAUCAUCAUCAUCAUCAUCAUCGGCGGCCGGAUGUGGCGAUUGAUAUAGGAAAGCCAAGUUUCACCGGUGGCCUAGAGUUCUCUAACCUUACCUAUACAGUCAUAAAGAAGAAGAAGGAGAAUGGGAAAUGGGUGAAUAGAGAAACGGAUUUGUUGCAUGAUAUCAUUGGAUAUGCACCCAAAGGAUGCAUUACUGCAGUGAUGGGUCCAAGUGGAGCAGGGAAAUCGACACUUCUUGAUGGAUUGGCUGGAAGGAUUGCGAGUGGAAGUCUCAAAGGCCGGGUUUGUUUAGAUGGAGUGGACACAACUCCAAGCUUGAUCAAGAGAACUUCAGCUUAUAUAAUGCAGGAUGAUAGGCUUUAUCCCAUGCUUACUGUCUACGAAACACUAAUGUUUGCUGCUGAUUUUAGACUCGGAUCCAUCUCCAAAUCAGAGAAAAGACAGCGUGUCGACAAAUUGAUAGAGCAGCUAGGCUUAUCAACUUCUAGGCAUACUUACAUUGGAGAUGAAGGGACAAGAGGAGUGUCAGGAGGCGAACGCCGCAGGGUGUCAAUUGGGGUUGAUAUCAUUCAUGGACCGUCGUUGUUAUUCUUGGAUGAACCAACUUCAGGAUUAGAUUCCACCAGUGCUCACAGUGUUGUGGAGAAAGUACACGACAUUGCGCGAAGGGGUAGUACCGUGAUCUUAACCAUUCACCAACCUUCGUCGCGAAUCUUGUUGCUGCUUGAUCACCUCAUUAUCCUAGCUCGCGGGCAGCUAAUGUACCAAGGUUCUCCCAAGGAUGUAGCUCUCCACUUGGGGAGAAUGGGACGCAAAGUUCCAAAGGGAGAAAACUCCAUUGAGUACCUCAUUGAUGUAAUCCAGGAGUAUGAUCAGUCACCCCAUGGAGUUCAGGCUAUCGCGAAAUUCGCUCUUACUGGCAAGAAACCUCCAUCAUUAGCUGAUGAUGGAAUUUCAAUUGUUACUGUGAUUCCAUCGCCAGCUCCAACUAAGCGUGCCGGUACUCAAUCAGGCCGAGCUGACGCCAAAACCAAAAGACGCCUUCCAUUACAAGCUGGCAUGGACGACGAUGAAGAUUUUGAUAGCAGUGUCAGGAAUCCAUGGAACCAAUCCAGGUCUUGGACUCAACCACAAGGCCUAAAGUUUACUCCCACUAGACAGCAUCCAGGCCAAAGAACUCCAUUAAGUCCAUCCCACGGCUACUAUACCUACUCGAGCGACAUACUUCAAGGCACUCCAACACCUCACAGCAGCGAUUACACGGUGAAUGAGAGCGAUUAUCUCACCCCUGCUGCUGCAAACAAGAAAAUGGAUAACCUCCAGCUUGGUCCAAAGUUUAUGAAUUCCUUCUUCUCCGAGACAUGGAUCCUAAUGCGCCGGAACUUCAUAAACAUCCGGCGCACGCCUGAACUUUUCCUUUCCAGGCUUGUAGUCCUCGUUGUCAUGGGUGUCAUGAUGGCCACAUUGUUCUGGAAACCUCCAGAGAGUGUUCAAGGGAUCACAGACCGGCUUAGCUUCUUCAUCUUCACAGUCUGUCUCUUUUUCUUUUCUUCCAACGACGCUGUCCCGGCUUUCAUCCAAGAACGGUUCAUCUUCCUCCGGGAAACAUCUCACAACGCCUACAGGGCAUCAUCAUACACCAUUGCUGGACUGAUCACAAACCUUCCAUUCUUAGCCCUUCAGGCUGGAUCAUAUGGAGUUAUUGUUUGGUGGGCUCUGAAGCUCAGAGGGCCAUUCUAUUACUUCUUGCUUGUGCUCUACAUGUCUCUUCUGUCAACCAAUUCGUUUGUUGUGUUCAUCAGCUCAAUUGUCCCAAAUUACAUAUUGGGUUAUGCUGCAGUGAUUGCUUUCAGUGCCCUGUUCUUCUUGUUCUGUGGGUAUUUCUUGAACAGCCAUGAUAUUCCCAAGGGUUGGAAAUGGAUGAAUUACAUUUCAACAAUGACGUAUCCGUACGAAGGGUUGCUGAUGAAUGAGUACCAGACCAACAUUACAUUUGGAUUGAAUCCAUCGGGACAAGAAGAUUCUGUUUUACAUAAUUCUGCGAUUCUUCUCCAAAAACCAGAGGAAAUAACAGAGAGAUGCCAUCAACUUGGAUAUCUCAUUAGUGGCUUCCUUCCUCAUAAUGGGUUUGAUUUUCAUUGA